Molecule: messenger RNA, 1938 nt
Organism: Mya arenaria
Lineage: Eukaryota; Metazoa; Mollusca; Bivalvia; Myida; Myidae
Product: G-protein coupled receptor 157-like
Exons: 4
Coding region: 526-1671 (381 amino acids)
Biological process (GO): adenylate cyclase-activating G protein-coupled receptor signaling pathway; cell surface receptor signaling pathway
Cellular component (GO): plasma membrane
Molecular function (GO): G protein-coupled receptor activity
Source: RefSeq, a predicted model, not a curated record
GGGAAACCGUUAUGCGCAAUUUUAAAACGUGUAAAGUGUUGAAGUGUUAUCUAAGUGGGAAAACGAUUUCAGUAAAACAUUCAGUUGAUAACAGCAUGCACAAAGUGCAAUGUUUACUUUUAUUUUUACAUCACUGCUGAUACAUACACAGAUUUAAAUGCACUAAGCAAGUUAUUGUAUACAGCAAACCAUUGCGUUUAAUAAAACAAAGACAGUAGCAAGAUUGUGCAAAACUGAUACAGUGACUAUCAGAAAGUUGCAUACUGGUAUCAAAAUGAGGAAGUUUUGGUUCGAAGGGGUUGUUAUUAUUUCGAACAUGUUAAUAUUUAAUUCGAGGCGACAUUUCGCCCGGAAAUGUGUCUGCUUUCUGUGAUGGCUUAAUUACGGGUUGAAACAAAUACUGUUCACUUUUUGGAGGAAUAACUUUUUGGACCAUUGAUAAAAGAAACUGGACGUUAAUAAUACCUGUACAUAUCAUAUGAUAUUAAAGGAUAAAGGCUCUAUAAAAAGCAACUUUAAGGCGUGAUGUAUUGCAACAAUCCCAACAACACAACGCCAGCAAACGUGGAGGCCAUAUCGGCAGUAAGCUGCACCUUGUCAAUCGUGGGCGCUUUCGUGAUCUUAAUGACAUACAUUUUCAUACCGGAAAUACGGAACACCACGAGGAAAUUAGUCACGUGUUUGACUGUAGCAGACCUCUUUACUCCUCUUGGGUAUUUGACCUCCAUCAUAUACCAUGAAUCAAAAACGAGUCCAAAUGAUACCCUGUUCUGUACAAUACAGAGUGCUGUGACGACAUACUCAAGUCUGGUGUCAUUCUUCUUGACAGUCUUCAUUGCUCUUCAUCUCUUUUUGGCAGUCCUCCGUCAACAGAAUAGCCCACGUGGUCUCAUUUUGCCUGUGGCUAACAUUAUAAGUUGGGGUAUACCAGCUAUCAUUAUAAGUGUGGCGCUGGCUGAAAACAUGCUCGGAAGAGAAGCAAACGAUUCAACGACUAUCGGAACGGGGUCGUGGUGCUGGGUCAAAUGCAGAGAAAGCGACACCCACAAGACACUGUUUUACAUGUAUUUUACCGGGAAAGGCUUUGAAUUGCAGUGUUAUUUGUACACAGCCGCUCUCUAUGUUUUAAUGAAGUUGCGAAUGCAUCUCGUACACAGACAUAGAAGCCUUCAUGCUAUCCAGCCAGAUUUACGAGACGAUGACCAGAAUUUUGUAUAUGUGUGGCUGGUCCUUCUCAUGAUACGUAUUUGGGGUACGAUCCGAUUCUUUCUACGAGCAAUCCCCAAGAGUGCCAGUGAUGUGAAUGAUGAAAUGGAAAAAGUUGAUAAUGCUUUAACAUACUUUCAGGCCAUUGGGGACCCAAGCCAAGCCUUUUGCAACUGCAUCCUGUUUUGCUUACUAGACGGUGAUGUUCGUGCAAAAAUUCUAAGAUGUAUUUCAUGUAGGACCUCCGAUACACAAACCAACACUAUGGAUGCUGUGGAAGAUACAGAGAAUGACUUUCCGUCGGUUGUUGCCACGAAUGGCAACGUUGAUUUUAGUCCUCUGUUUGGUCAUAACUCAAUAAAGGAUAAUGGAAAUCGGAGAUACGGCUCUUGUAGCGAGCUUCUCCAUGAAAGCGUUAAUCAGCAUAAUGAUAUUUAUGAACGCUUAUGUACAUCAACGCGAUGAUACGUAGUUAAAUGACAAUACUAGUGGGGUACAUGAAUUUGGAUGUUUUGACUGCCGGAACCCGAUGGUGAACAGUAAUCUCUGGGCGGAUGAUUUGUUAAUUGUUAUAUAAUGAAAUUACAUAACGAUAAUUGAAACAAUGAGAUUGGUGAUUAAAAUAUUUUAUUGCUGUCUGUCAGAGGAAUUUCCUCGUCAUACGACAUUGUUAACACUACAACAUGAAAUAGAACAUAAAAUUAUGAUAAUAUAAAUAAAUCAUAGAAAAUA